Molecule: messenger RNA, 869 nt
Organism: Pseudogymnoascus verrucosus
Lineage: Eukaryota; Fungi; Ascomycota; Leotiomycetes; Thelebolales; Thelebolaceae
Exons: 1
Coding region: 92-802 (236 amino acids)
Source: RefSeq, a predicted model, not a curated record
CUCUAAGGGGCAUGACCUACCCACGCGACCGGCUAAGUGGGUUUCAAGGUAUUCUCAACUUUUAUAACAUGAAGUACGGCCCGGUUUUUAUAUGAGAAUGUGGUCAGAGGAAAUGCUUGUCCACUCUCUCCUAUGGCAGCCACAGCAAGAGCUUCCAAGGGUUCCGAUCUAUGAGGAAACCAACGCACUGAUAUAUCCUAGCUGGUCGUGGGCAGGCUGGAGCGGGCCAGUUAAAUACUGUAACUAUCUAGACUGGAACGGCCUCCCUGCCUUGCACGAUCCUUGGAAGCGAGCUUUACAAUCCGAGUAUGGCGAGACCGUUGAUAUCAAGAAGGAUGGCGCCCUAGUCCCUAUGUAUCACCUACAGCUUCAUACCCGGGUAGCAAGCUUUGGACUCACACUGGAUGAUAGAAGUGGAACUCCGAAGCCAAAGUCUUUAUCGAAGGCCCAUGGGAAGCUUUCAACCCGAUUCGGAAUCACCACAGUACGUUCGGCGGACCUUGACACCGAGGAAGAAUGGCUGGGGACCAUUUUACUACCAGCAUCCUACCAGCAAAAACUCUCGGAUGAGCACGAGUUUGUUGUUCUCUCGAGCGCUUACUGUUUUGUGGCCGAUGAGCUGUCUUUGGAUGCCUCAAGCGCUCUGAAGUCUUACUCUGUUAUUAAUGUUAUGUUAAUAACAAGGCAAGGCACCACUGCACAUGACGGCCAGCCGGUUGUGGUACGAGCUGGAGUUGGUAGGAUGUUGAAGAAGGCUUGGGAUAUGGCCGAAGUCUGUUGGGAGGAUAUGUUGGUUGCAUGACGAGAUGUGUUGGUGCUUCAGUUCAGUGAUUUAUGUGUAUACGACUUAUGAUAGAGAGACAUGCCCG